UCAUCUCAAAAAAAUCGAGCAUCUAAAUAUGCGACGUCAACAAGAGUCCAAGUCCCAUUCGUUGGUUGCCAUAAAAUUUUGAUAAAAUGCGAAUCCGGAGAAAAACAUUGUUCGGACCCGCGAGAGCCCCCAUAACUUAUUACCUGCCCGAAGCGCCGCCGUCGCGGUCGGUGGCGCUCGCCCCGUCACCAUCCGUUGAUCGCCACCACAGAACCACCGGCACCAUGUCGAGCGACUCCCAGCCCAAGUCCCAGAGUCCGGAGAGGGAGCCUUUCGACUCUCCCCAGCCACUGGAGCUCCAACCCCUCUCCAGCUGCCACCCCGACGGAGUCCCCUCCAACUACGAGCCCAACCCCUCUCCGGCCCUGCCUCAAGGCCUCGAGCUGGCGCUCGUGGCCCCAGAUGCACCGGCGUUGGAGGUGGCGCCGCUGAAUGAGAAACCGCGACGGCGAGCAUCCCGGCGGCGGGCGGAGUGGACUCCACCGGAGGGCAUGCAAACGAUUGUACUAGAGAGGAAAUCUGGCAAGAGCAAGGGAAACAAAGAUACAUAUUACACUCUUCCGGGGGUAAGCACAAAAUUCAGGUCCAUACCAGAAGUCCAAAGGCAUCUCGAGAAAAAACCCGCUAGGAUUUGGAGGAAGUUGCCUAAGAAUUCUGGAACUCGGCCUUCCCAACCUGCUGAAGCGGCCGGAAGUUCUUCUAACCCAUUGGUCGACCCACAACCAGCUACAGAAUCUUCUCCAGAGGAACCUAAAGAACAAACUAACGAUGAGGAACAAGCAGAAGGACCUAAAAGUAGACCGAAGGUAUGCGUGCAACGGAACUUGUUCAAGCGUUCCCGGAGGCACAAGCGCAAGAACCUUUGAGGCAACAGAAGAGGGGGAUCGCAUUUUUUUUUCAGCUUUGCCUUGUAAAUAAUUCUCUUAUUGGUGCAGCACUUCUUUUUCCCCUCUGCAGUGCUUUGGUGCCUAUAUAAACCUGUCAUGUAUAGGCUUACCAUUUCAAAAUCCAAUAAUGUUCCUAUCAGUAGUUACAAAACUCUGCAGUGUUUUCAAGGAUGUUUAGAUGUUGUAUGAGAUCAUACAACAAACUGGAGAAGAAUUUAAUAAUUUCUGUGAAACAUGGGAUAAAUAUUUCUUCGUUAUAAUUAUAUGGUUGCGAUGGAAUCAACAUAUUCUUUUUACAAUACCAUCAUAUGAUG
Molecule: messenger RNA, 1201 nt
Organism: Phoenix dactylifera (date palm)
Lineage: Eukaryota; Viridiplantae; Streptophyta; Magnoliopsida; Arecales; Arecaceae
Molecular function (GO): DNA binding
Source: RefSeq, a predicted model, not a curated record